Messenger RNA from Pseudophryne corroboree (corroboree frog), 2253 nucleotides. RefSeq names its product sorting nexin 1 (gene SNX1). The transcript has 15 exons. Lineage: Eukaryota; Metazoa; Chordata; Amphibia; Anura; Myobatrachidae. Gene Ontology annotation, cellular component: endosome; endosome membrane. The record is from RefSeq and is a predicted model, not a curated record. Gene Ontology annotation, biological process: intracellular protein transport; early endosome to Golgi transport. The coding region runs from base 81 to 1589 and encodes 502 amino acids. Gene Ontology annotation, molecular function: phosphatidylinositol binding.
UAGGCCGGCACAGCCACAGCCCCCUCCCUGCUGCUCCCCGGAGUUCCUGCCCCAUUCUCGCGCUUCCGGCAGCUCGAGUGAUGGCGGAUGAAAGUGGAGUCCCCCAGUGGGGUCCCCCGGAACUGGGUGAAGAUGAGGAGGCUCCGGGAUCUGACAGUGACACGGAGGGAGAGGACAUCUUUACCGGGACUAGCAAAGAGGUGCUUGCUCCACAGCCCAAGAAGGAGGAGGCUCUCCCAGAAACCUCCAGAGAAAAUGGGCUAUUCAUGGAUGAGGAUGACCAAGAUCUUUUUGCAGAAUCUACUGUUAAGCUAUCGGUGGACAAUUCUCAAAACAGUCAGAAGGAAGAAGCUCCACUCACUACCCCUAUGCUCAUUGCAGCUGCUUCUGCUCCCUCCAAGCAAAAAACCUAUGAAGAGAUCGAAGAGGAAGAGCAGGAGGACCAGUUUGAACUGAAAAUCAGUAUUCGAGACCCAGAGAAGAUUGGUGAUGGUAUGAAUGCAUAUGUAGCAUAUCAAGUUUCCACGCAGACCAAUUUACCAAUGUUCCGGAGCAAACAUUUCACUGUAAAGAGACGGUUCAGUGACUUCCUGGGUCUGUAUGAGAAGCUGUCUGAGAAGCACUCCCAGAAUGGCUUCAUUGUUGCUCCACCGCCGGAGAAAAGCCUCAUAGGUAUGACCAAAGUGAAGGUGGGGAAAGAGGAUUCAUCAUCAGCUGAAUUUCUGGAAAGAAGGCGAGCAUCUUUGGAGAGGUACCUCCAAAGAAUUGUCAGUCACCCUACCCUUUUACAAGACCCAGAUGUCCGGGAGUUUCUGGAGAAGGAAGAGCUUCCACGUGCUGUUAGCACCCAAACCCUGAGUGGAGCUGGUCUCCUCAAGAUGUUUAAUAGAGCCACUGACGCUGUUAACAAAAUGACUAUCAAGAUGAAUGAGUCUGACAUUUGGUUUGAAGACAAGUUCCAACAGGUAGAAUGUGAGGAACAGCAUCUACGUAAACUUCACGCUGUGGUAGAGACUCUAGUGAACCACAGGAAAGAACUGGCUAUAAAUACUGCCCUAUUUGCCAAAAGUCUGGCCAUGCUGGGGAGCUCAGAGGAUAACACAGCACUUUCCCGAGCACUGUCCCAGCUAGCCGAGGUAGAAGAGAAAAUAGAGCAACUCCACCAGGAACAGGCUAAUAGUGACUUCUUCCUGCUAGCUGAGCUGCUGGCCGAUUAUAUCCGCUUACUGUCUGCAGUCAGGGGUGCAUUUGACCAACGUAUGAAGACUUGGCAGCGCUGGCAGGAUGCACAGUCAACCUUACAGAAGAAAAGGGAGAAUGAGGCACGGCUGUUGUGGGCCAACAAGCCAGAUAAAUUACAACAGGCAAAGGAGGAAAUUUCUGAGUGGGAAUCCAGAGUCACACAGUACGAGAGGGAGUUUGAGAGGAUUUCUAUUACUGUCCGAAGAGAGGUCACAAGGUUUGAGAAAGAGAAAUCCAAGGAUUUUAAAACUCACAUAGUGAAAUACCUGGAAACGCUCUUGAAUGCACAGCACAAACUGGCCAAGUGUUGGGAAGCAUUUUUACCAGAAGCGAAGGUUAUAUCCUAACUGCCAUGGAACAGAGUUACAGCCCGAACUAUGCCUCUACUUUUUUUUACUUUUUUUUGUUUUAUGAAAAUAUUAUACUUCUUGCCUUUUACAGACCGUAACCACAGUCUAUUCUGUUUUACAUCUACAUGCCUUCAGUCUCUCUGAUCUCCAUCAGUGCUGAUGCAGGCCUAUUACGCAUUGCUGUGCAGCGCGUAGCCGGAUCUUUAGCUCUUCAUUGGUAAAUGAAGAUUACAGACGGGUGCCUCUGUUAUGGAUAUGCGUGCUUCAGUUCCACUCACUGCCAGAUGAGCCUCAGAACAUGAUGUAGAAGCACAGACUGGUGUGAAGGGCAAAGGUUAACACCAAAGGACAGUUUUGUCCCAGCACUUAGACAAUACUUGUUUCUGUUAACAUUUCUUGUGUAUAUUUUUCAUUUAACUUCCACAUAUAUUUUCUUAUUAACUACAACUUGAUAAUUUAGGGCUUUCUGCGAGAAGAUUAAAAAACUCAAAAGUAAAAAACAUAAACAACAAAAAAACAACAUUUAAACUAGUGGGAAUUUCCUAGGAGGGUUUAUUAAUAUAAAUAUCUAUAUAAUGUAUAUUUUUUGGUUGAGACACAGAGAAUGGAGCCUUUCUAUUCUACAAGAACCAUACAGUUAUUCAAUAAAAUAAUUAAUAUA